Molecule: messenger RNA, 2964 nt
Organism: Penicillium brevicompactum
Lineage: Eukaryota; Fungi; Ascomycota; Eurotiomycetes; Eurotiales; Aspergillaceae
Product: transcription factor domain-containing protein
Exons: 12
Coding region: 1-2964 (987 amino acids)
Biological process (GO): regulation of DNA-templated transcription; DNA-templated transcription
Molecular function (GO): arylformamidase activity; DNA binding; DNA-binding transcription factor activity, RNA polymerase II-specific
Source: RefSeq, a predicted model, not a curated record
AUGUCAUCCUCGAGACCCUCAUUUGAUGCCUUACCGUUGUACAAAGACGGACCCCAUGGUAACGCUUGGGGUAUGUUUGGCGAACAAGAUCAACUCGGGAUGCUGAACUUGUUGACACCUCAGAAUACUGCUGCAGCCGCCCGUGAGAUUAUCGAUGGCGUGCGCGUCUCAACGGACUGGGCUCUCAAUAGCAUGGCCACGCCCUGCUUUGGCCGGUCUGCCUUUGAGCAUGUCGUCAAAAACAAGUUUCCCCGUGCAGUCAACGAUGAUAUAUUGGUCUUCAACACCCAGAGUAGCUCUCAGUGGGAUGGCUUCCGGCACUACGGGUCCAAGCAAGGGGCAUUUUUCAACGGAUGCACUCAAGACGAUAUCCAAAACUCUACAAGAAAUGGGAUUCACGUUUGGGUUGAGAAUGGCGGGAUCGUUGGACGGGGUGUCCUCCUAGACUACGUGGCCUGGGCAGAGGCCAACAGCAAAACAGUGAAUUGUUUUGAAACCCAAUCCAUUCCAGUCGAGGUGCUUCGAGAGGUUGCGGCGAGUCAAAACACCACGUUUCGGCCGGGUGACAUCUUGUUCAUCCGCACUGGCUGGACUAAAGCGUACGAACAAUUAUCCCCAGAAGAAUGUCAGAAAUUGGCCGACUAUGCGGCACCACCAGUCAUUGGGGUCGAAUCCUCGGAGGCCAUGCUACGCUGGAUCUGGGAUCUGCAGUUGGCCGCGGUGGUGGGCGACAUGCCGAGCUUUGAAGCAUACCCUUGUCAGAAUACCGAUUGGUCCCUCCACGAAUGGUUGCUAGCAGGCUGGGGUAUUCCCAUUGGAGAGCUGUUUGAUCUUGAACGCCUGAGCCAGGAAUGUCGGAAAAGAAACCGCUGGACUUUUUUCUUUAGUAGCGUGCCUCUGAAGGUAAAGACGUCCCGUCCUGGCAUGGUAUUGGGUAACGCGGGUAUUUCGCGGCGGUCGGAAGACCGCUCCAGACGUUCAAUGGUAGCAUGCAAUCGGUGUCGGAAUAGAAAGACUCGCUGCGCUGGCAACCCCCCUCAGCCCUGUGCGGCUUGUGUGGAUGUGGGUAAGCAGUGUGUAUACACGGAGGCCGAAAAACGCGUCUCAAUAACCGAGAGCCAUUAUCGCCAACUACAAACGCAAAGCCCAGUGCCUCGAGAAAAUAGCCAUCCAACGCCCUCUAGUGAGCCACCAACGUCUGCUCGAUAUGCCGAAGGCGAGCUACCGCCUGCUUCCAGGGACGAUUGGUGGUACAAAGGGACUGAUAACCUCUUUUUGAACAGAUCUGGGGAGCGUCAUUUUGUGGGCGCUUCAUCUACAACUCAUUUGGCUAAAAGGUUGAACCCUGGAUCAACCAACUUUGCCUGGGAUGUCCGCCCGCUGUAUGAUGACCCGGGAUCGCUCAGGAGGCCCGUUGGCGGUGCUCUGCCCCAAUUACCACCAUUCGAAUUCGCAAAGCGACUAUUCUGGGUGCAGUACACUUAUAUCGGGACUAUCUUUUCACUGAUAAUCCCCUCUGAGUUUGAAGAGAGGCUUGAUCUGGUGUACAAUCACCCUCUCGACUUUUCAAAUCGCGAAUCAUGUUUGGUGUACUGUCAAGCUCUAUUGGUGAUUGCAUUCGGCCUCAUGUACAGUGUGAAUCAAUGGAACGGCGAUGACGGCCCGCCGGGCUUCAAAUAUUUCAAGCAUGCUCUACGCUUUUUGCCAGAUAUCCAUGAAGAGGGUUCUAUUUUCUUUGUUGAGGUCCUCUGCUAUGUAGCCUACUACAUGCAGAGUCUUAACCGAAGAGAUGCAGCCUUCCUCUAUGUCGGACUUGCUUUACGGAUGGCGAUUUCACUAGGUCUUCAUCAAGAGGUUUCGGAUCCCACGAUAAGCGAGGCAGACCGUAAUCGUCGACGUCGAACUUGGUGGUCUGUUUACAGUUUGGAUCGACUCUUAUCAGUGAAAUCCGGCAAUCCCAUUACAAUCCACGAUGGGGAUAUCGGGAUAACCUGGCCUGGAGCGGUAGACGGAUCGACUUUCGACCCAUGGCCGUCCACUGUGCUCACUCAUUACACCAAGCUGUCACGCAUUUUAGGACGGAUUGGUGAAGAAAUCUACAGGAAGAAACCGGGAUCCGGAUCCAACCUCAUUGCUUCGGUUCAAAGUAUCACGAAUGAUCUUUCCAGCUGGUUGAGACAAGUGCCGGAUCGCCUUCGUAUAGACUUUGCCGCCCUAGAGACCCAUAUCAAUCGCGAAAGUGUGUCCAUCAACCUACAUUUUUACUCCUGCGUGAACAUGACCGCGCGUCCAUUGGUCUUCUAUGUGAUUCAACGAAGACUUGAUGCAGAAGCACAAGGCUCUGUCACUCAAGACUGGAAGGAGGGACUUUCCCCCAACACAGUGGCUGUUAUCGACAGCUGUAUCACGGCAGCUCGAGCUACUACUAUGAUAAUGGAUGCAGCAGCCAAGCACAACCUCAUUGCUACUUAUGGCUACCUCGAUGGCGAAUAUAUCUUUUCCGCCGCAUUGCUUCUGGUGAUGGUCAACGCCGCAUUUCCCCCUAACGAAACCAGUGCGCGAGCCAUGGAUACUGCAUUGAACCUUCUCCGUGGGAUGGCAGAUCGUGGAAACAUGUACCUCGGGUCUCGUCAUACUCUUUUGUUGGAACUGAAGGCAGUCCUUGGAUCGAGGUCUAAUUGCAUGAAUGAAACCGUCCCCGGGAGCCCUGCGGGCCUCAAGCUUCCAGUUACGCCAGCGACCGAAGACGGCGCAACCGUAACUGAACGUUCUGCUCCCGAUGUUCAGUUGUCCAGUUGCUCAGCUAUCCCCAACGACUGGUCGCAGGAGCCAGACCUCCCCUCUUUCCAGGACAUUGCUUUCCAGUUCAACGUCAAUGAUGAUCCAGCUCUUUGGGAAGGGGCCUUGGAUCAAAUCGACAUUGAUAUGGAUACGGAUUGGAUCGAAAAUCUCUUAAAAAGAUAA